AUGACUGUCUCUUAUAUAAUAUUUUUAUUUAUUUUCAAUUAUACAAUAAAUGCUUUAUUAACUACUACUACAACAACAACAACUACUACUAGUACAAAUAAACAAAUUCAAAAGUCAACAACCACAUUCAAUGAAACAUCAUCAUCAUCAUCAUUAAAUCCAAAACUUCAUUUACAUGGUCAUUGGUUUAAUAAAGGUGUCGAAUAUCGUUAUUGUACUGCUGCUGCCGCUAUGUUUACAAAACAUGAACAAUUUUUACUGAAUUUAAAACAAAAAUAUAAAGAUUGUGAUAAAUUAUCCAUUCAAUUAUUGUCAAUCGAUAAUAAAAUUGAUUUGGAUAAAUCAGAUUAUGAAUUAUUAGUGAAAAAAAUUAUUUGUAUUUUACAGAAAAUUAAUUGUCCAAUUAAUGAGAAAUCAUUUCAAAUCCAUGAUAUUCCAUGUCAAUCAUCUUGUCUAUCACUACUUUCGGUGUGUGGACAAUUACGUAAUACUCCACAAUCAUCUUUUAUCAAUAUCCCAUCGAUUUGUUCAAACAAUCCCAUUCAAACAUCACAAAAACGAUGGAUUUAUGAAGCGAACACCAACACCAACAACCAUUAUUAUCAAACAACUGAGGCGCCAAUUCAAUCAUUGACAAGUUAUAACACUUAUGAUAAUAAUAACCCUUUUCAUUCAAAACGAUAUAUUCGUUAUCCAAAUUACAUGAAUUCUAUGCCAUCAUCGCCUAAAUCAUUUCUGUUGGAAGAUGGUGGUCAUCAUGGAUUUCAUAAAUAUUUCAAUUUGAAAUCAAAAUAUAACAAUCAAUUGAUGAGUCAUCGUUUACCACGUCAAGUGAAUGCGAACAAGGAUGUAUUGUUCAACAAUCCAAGUGAAUAUUUAACAUUGAACGCAAAACGAUCAGUGGAAUAUUUUACUAAUCAAAAUUUAAAUAAACUGCAUUUACAAUUUACACCAUCACAACGUAAAUCAUCAUUAUUAAUGCAAGAAGAUUGUUUAUUAUUACCACCGGGAGGUUGUGAUAAAUGGAUGGAUCCUUCAACAAAUUUACAACGUUUAAAAGCACCAAAUUAUAGAGAAUAUUUAAAGUUAAAUUAUGGCUGUCCAAAAGAUAUACCUGAAACAUGUAAUUCAAUGUUUCCUAAUGUAUACUCAAGAAGUAAAUGGAUUAAAUCGAAUUUUACUGUUUCUGCAAUUAUACGUAUAUCUGGUACAUUAUGGUGGUUUGGUAAAAAUGAUCGAUUUCAACCAUUAUUUCGUUUUCAUGUAUUAAAAACAUUUGAUUCUGAUAUACAUCCAUAUGAUGAAAAAAUGAUAUUAACUUAUUCAUGGCCAUUACAAUGUAUUUGUAUAGAUGAAAUAAUUGUUGGUAAAAAAUAUCUCAUGUUAACACAUUCAUUUAAAGCAAGACAAACAUUACAUAUUACAAAAGAUACAGUAUUUCUUUCACGUGUACGACGUUACACAAGAAAAUUAGCGUGUUGGAAAGGUGCAUGUACUGUAAGAUCUAGUGGAAAUCGUAAAAGAAGUUAUUAUAUACAAUCAAACAUGAAACAAACAUUAAAUGGUGACAAUUCAUUUAAUUAAAAUAGAAAAAAUUUAUCUAUCUAUCUAUAUACAUAUAUACAUACAUAUUCUCUUCAUAAAAAUACUAUUAAAAAAAUUGAA
Schistosoma turkestanicum is the source of this 1665-nucleotide messenger RNA. The record is from the annotation of a GenBank genome assembly. NCBI's taxonomy places the organism in Eukaryota, Metazoa, Platyhelminthes, Trematoda, Strigeidida, Schistosomatidae.